AUGUGGCUACUGGUGAAGAACUACCUUCAGAAGACCAUGGUGAACAUUAUUAAUUGCCCUUCACAAAGUUCUGACUUGAAUCCCAUUGAAAAUCUGUGGGGCGAGCUGAAAACCAAGGUCCAUGCCAGAGGACUAUCGAAUCUGGAGGAGCUUGAGAGCUUCGCCAAAGAAGAAUGGACUGGGAGUCCUACGAAGACGAGUCUGGUGAAGCUGGGAAUCCACUGUGUCACAUGUCAGAAAGUCGCCAUAAAGAUCGUCAACAGAGAAAAGCUCAGCGAGUCUGUGCUCAUGAAGGUGGAGCGGGAGAUAGCCAUUCUGAAACUCAUAGAGCAUCCCCACGUUUUAAAGCUGCACGACGUCUACGAAAACAAGAAAUACCUGUACCUGGUGCUAGAGCAUGUGUCUGGUGGGGAGCUGUUCGACUACCUGGUGAAAAAAGGACGGUUAACGCCCAAAGAGGCCAGAAAGUUCUUCAGACAGAUCAUCUCAGCCCUGGACUUCUGCCACAGUCACUCCAUAUGCCACAGAGAUUUGAAGCCUGAGAACUUGUUGUUAGACGAGAAGAACAACAUCAGGAUAGCAGACUUUGGCAUGGCGUCUCUGCAGGUCGGGGAUAGUCUGCUGGAGACCAGCUGUGGAUCUCCGCACUACGCCUGCCCAGAGGUUAUCAGGGGGGAGAAGUAUGACGGGAGGAAAGCAGAUGCAUGGAGCUGUGGAGUCAUUCUGUUUGCACUUUUAGUGGGCGCUCUGCCUUUCGACGAUGACAACCUGAGGAAUCUUCUGGAAAAAGUGAAGCUGGGAGUUUUCCACAUGCCACACUUCAUCCCUCCAGACUGUCAGAACCUCCUGCGUGGGAUGAUCGAAGUGGACGCCAGCAAGAGGCUCACGUUAGAGCAGAUCCAGAAGCAUACAUGGUACCUAGCCGGGAAGAACGAGCCGGAGCCAGAGCAGCCAGUCCCCAGGAAGGUGGCCAUCAGGACGCUGGCUUCAGCCGAGGAGAUCGACCCCGAUGUCCUGGAGAGCAUGCACUCUCUGGGCUGCUUCAGAGACAAGGACAAACUCACCAAAGACCUGCUGUCUGAGGAAGACAACCAGGAAAAGAUGAUCUACUUCCUGCUGCUGGACCGUAAAGAGAGGUAUCCGAGCCACGAGGACCAGAACCUGCCGCCACGUAACGAGAUCGCAGACCCUCCCAGGAAGCGUGUGGAUUCGCCCAUGCUUAGUCGUCACGGUAAGAGGAGACCAGAGAGGAAGUCCAUGGAGGUGCUGAGCGUCACAGAGGGCGGGUCUCCUGUUCCUGUACGGCGAGCCAUCGACAUGGCAACGCACGGUCAGAGGUCACGGUCGAUCAGCGGAGCCUCCUCCGGUCUGUCCACCAGUCCUCUCAGCAGCCCCAGGGUGACCCCCCACCCCUCCCCCAGAGGGAGCCCUCUCCCCACCCCCAAAGGCACCCCAGUGCACACGCCCAAGGACAGCCCGGCCGGCACACCGAGCCCGACGCCACCGCCAAGCCCGUCCAUUGGCGGUAUGCCAUGGAGGACACGCCUCAACUCCAUCAAGAACAGCUUCCUGGGCUCGCCACGCUUCCACCGCAGGAAAAUGCAAGUUCCCACCCAGGAGGACAUGUCCAGUCUGACUCCAGACUCGUCCCCAGAACUGGCUAAGAAGUCGUGGUUUGGGAACUUCAUCAACCUUGAGAAAGAGGAGCAGAUCUUCAUCGUGAUCAGAGACAAACCUCUGAGCUCCAUAAAGGCAGACAUCGUCCACGCCUUUCUCUCUAUCCCGAGUCUGAGCCACAGCGUCAUCUCUCAGACUAGUUUCCGGGCGGAGUACAAGUCCACGGCCGGUCCGACGGUUUUCCAGAAGCCUGUAAAGUUCCAGGUGGAUAUCACCUACACGGAGAGCACCAGCGCCACCAAGGACAAUGGCAUCUACUCUGUCACCUUCACCCUGCUCUCAGGUCCCAGCCGACGUUUUAAGCGUGUGGUGGAGACCAUCCAGGCUCAGCUGCUCAGCUCCAAUGACCAGCCCGGCAUCCAGCCGCAGAUAUCUGGCAGCCCGUUGAGUAACUUCUUUGACGUAAUUAAACAGCUUUUUUCAGACGAGAAGAACAUCCAAGCAUCCCAUCCCCCUGGCGCCCCCGCCACGCCUAGCUCCCCUGCCAAGCAUGCCCCCAGCAGCAAGCCCAACCAGCCCCCGCCCAAUGACUCUAAAUGCCCCCCUGGCAAAGACAAAACAAAGAUGGCCGCCAGCAACAGGACACAGGAACAACCUUAAGGAGCGGUAGCCGUGCAUGACUAAAGCUGAGCAGUUAUCAGGUCAUACAGUGACAGAGGAGCUGCUGACUUUACCCUUUAGUUAGGAGAAAAGAAAUCUACUUUUUGCCUAUAAAUUUUCUACUCUAUAACAGGAAUGGCUCUUUCAGUUUAAAGUCGAUCAGUAUUUUAUGAUAAGUAGCAGAUGUAGCUUUGUCGUCCCUUCACUCUGUCCCUCUCUGUGUCGGUGGGUGCGUUUCCUUCUCACAUGUGUGACGGCUUCACUUGUCUCUGCCACCAGGGAUCAUCCACAAUAACUAUUAGCCUGCAGAGCGGCCCGCCAACGCCGAGAGAGCCCGACAAACUGAAGACAAAGGACUCCUCCCCCGUCCUCCCUACUCUUCACUCUGUCCCCAGCAGACCAAACUCACUCAGACGAGCUGUAAAAAGAAAAAAAAGCCUUAAGACAGUGAUGUUUGUCGAUCUACACAGACACCCUCUCCUCCUUUCUCUUUCUUCGAUUCCUCCCACAUGUACAUAAAAACACAAACUCUACACAAACUUCUUCGCGGGAUGUAAUGACUUGCACACGCUGACGAACAGGAGGGGUGAACGAAGCGGAGCAGAUGGACGGACGUUUGGGCGAACGCUGGCUGGAUUGUAGUUAUUUUUGUUGUCGUCUUUCUUUGUGAGCGGGCGAAUCUUUGGAGCGCGCUCAGUGACGUUUGUGUAAACGGGUUCUCACAGUUGAAACCUGCCCGUAAAAGUACGAUAAAAGGGGAGGUGUUACAUAAAUGAAUGAUUUAUUCAGUUGUACAGAUUAAAUAAUGUUCCGUAUGUAUAAAAGGUGUAGUUGUGACAUGUUUUAGAGUUGUGUUGCCAUAAUUCGGUUUUGUGUUCAGACCUGGUCACACCAGCAGGAAGGCUGCAAGUUUUUCUUAUAACCUUCUUAAAGUAACUGUGAAGUGUGGAGUCACAUUCUAGUAUUUUUUCAUGCAGACUACAUUUUGGUAGAUUUUGACCCAAAUUUGUGUUGCUCAUCAGUACAAAAAGUCGUCAUAUGAACAAAAUUCAAAUGAAUAGAGCAAAAAAAGGAGGUAAAUGGACUUGAGCAUGUAUAGCGCUUCUACACCACAGGUCAUAUUCACCCAUUUUCACAACCUAAUGCACUGAUUGCCAAUCUUUUUUCCUUAGGGCCCCCCAUUCAUAUCUAGGAAAAGCCAAGCCCCCCCCAAGGCCCAUUGGGAAAAUUAAAGAUCAAUUUUAAUUAUUUUCGUUGAAAAAAAAUCCCAUCAAACAAGGCCCACAUACAUUUGUUCUUGCCAAAAAAGAUGUAAAAAUUGUCUAUUAUUAUGAAGGUGUAUAAUAACAAGGAUCAGUUCAUUUUUAAGAAGAAAAAAAAAAAUCAAAAUUUUUAAGUCUAAGUGUUUGCCAAUUACAAGAUAAAUGUUUUUUUUACGUAAUAACGUAAUUUUUUUUUUGACUAUAAAGUCCAAAAUCCAACCACAAACUUGACAUUUUUUAGUUUUUGGUGUCAAAAUUCAAGCCUUUUUAAACUUAAAAUUUCAAGUUUUUUUCUUUUAAAUUUACAACCUUUUGAACCCAGAAAUUCUGAGUUUGGUCCCUUGUAAAUAUCAGACUUCAUACUCUCUAAAAUGGCACAAAAAUGAACAGUUUCUCUUCAUUCUUUUUAGCUUUGAGGUUGGCCCUAACACAUUAUGUUUCAUGGUUUAAAAAAAUAUUAGGGCUGUCAAAGUUGACGUGUUAAUGCGGAUUAAUCCAUCAUCAUGAUUAAUCUGAUCAAAAUUUUUAAUGCAAUUAACCCAUCUACAGCACAGAUUGACUCAAAAUCCCUGAAGCAUCUCUGGCAACGCAUUUCGGGCAGUUUAUCCAAGUAGGGUUACCGCCGAGCAUGCCGCUGCGCAUGCGCAAAUGGGCCAUUGACAAAAUAGUGACCAACCAACUCAAUUUGGAAGACGCUAAACAGCAAGUUGGCCCUCUAGAUGGAAAAUUUGAGCACAAAAAAAAAAACAAAAACAAAACAACAAGGCGGAACAGUCAACCGACAUAAAGUAUUAUGCACAUUCUGCAGGAAGGAGUUUUCUUUUCACCGAAGCAUUUCCAACUUAAAAUACCACAUAUGUAUGUAGGCUACAUCUAAUUUUGACAACAUCAGAGCAGACAGGGUCCUGCGCCCCCUCCCCCUGAGAUCUUUAGCGUCCAGCCUCACCCUCAGAGUUUUUCACAUGGAUAUAGGUAACCUGGGUUAAAGCUCUAAAUGGGAUCAUUAAAGUAUUUUUCGGCUCUUAGAAGAAGCAGCAUGUUAACAGGAGGAGGCCAGCCUACAGGGUUGCCAGGUCUGGGUGACAUAUCUAGCCCAGUGGUUGAUAAAAACUAGCCCAACACCAAGCCCAACGCUGAAAUUCAAAAUAAGCCAUCCAAACCUCUGCCAAACCACAUUGUAUUGCUUGUGCACAUGUAGGUGUGCUGCUUCUGUGUGUCUAUGUGCCAGAGUGGCACUGCAGAUCUUUGGUUGCGUGCCAUGUUCUAUGUUUUCCUGCUUCUCUGAUGGCUGAUAUAGUUGUAUUUGAAGGUAAAUAAAGUAGUUUAUUCUGCUUUGGAUAUUAAAUAUACAUACACAAGACAUCAAAAGUGGGUCCGCUCAACCCGCGGACAAAAAAAUCGAACCACGGCAGUACGUAAAUUCUGUGGCACCUGGCAACCCUGGCAGCCUUAAACUGCCCUGGACUGAGAGGAGAGUGGUGAUAAUACUUCAGUUUCAGGUGUUUUAAUUUUUUAAUGUAGGCUAAUUUUAAUUGUCAGGCAAAAUCUAUGUUUUCAUGGACCACUUGUAAUCAGAAUAAAUACUUUAUCUGAUUAAAAAAUGCCUCAUUGGACUAAAAUUCUACGAUUUGGCUCAUUUGGAAAGAAAUUUCAUUCGAUUUCUUGCCAGGCAUAUAUCAAUUUUAAUUCUUACAUUUUAGAGCGCUGGAUGAGCUCCCGUCUCUACCAGCCCCCAGCCAUGCAUCUGUGCGUAAUUACGCAGACAAUAGUGGAUUAGGUUGAUUAUUUAAAUCUCCAGACAUGCAGAUUGAUUAUGAUCAGAUACUACUCUCCUGGUUUAUAAGGUUAAUUUAUUUAGAGUAAAUCACUCCUCUUCCUGAUAAACCCCUAACCCAAUCACUGCUGUCUAAAUAUAUUUCACCUUUAAAAAGCUAUUUUAUUUAUUUCCCCACCAGUUUCCUUUUUUUCUCCCCUGAAUAACAGCACUUUUUCAGCUUAAUUCUACCUCAUUAUUUUCUAAUUGAUAUACCAGUGUACAGUGGGACUUUGAUUAGUGCUGAAGGCAGCCUGUCUAUUUUACUUUUAAAAUGAAUUGAUAAAGAAAUGCAACAAGGAAAUCAGUUGAAAGCUUGUACAUAAUUUAAAAGGCAGUGUUGCUCACACAGAUUGUCUGAGAUUUGGUUCAAUAAAUUUUAAAUGCUAUAUCUAUCUGACACCGUUAUGUUCACGCUGCACGGUGACUCCACACUGAGUUGAAAACGUACGUACACGAGCUCAGCCCUGGCGUGGGAUCUGAGCGUAUCUUAUGCUCACAUUUGGAUUGGUAAAUGGCGAUCUGUGCAUAGAGAUGGGCUUACACCCAAAUUUCUGGGUCAGUGUAUUUGCAUGUACUAUCUAAACUACUAACAGUGACAAUGGUGCUAUUAACUGGCCUAAUUGAGCUAUAACUGUAGCUCCACUUAAGCUGCAAGCUGAUAAGCUGCUUUAUAUCUUUGGAGUUUCCAUACUUUUCUGCCCACAACUCUAAAAAUUGCAAAACAAAUUUUUGAUACAGACAAACCUUUUUUGAUAAAAUACAAUAAUUGUCAACCCCUGCACUGACAGUGUGGAGAUGCUGGAGUCCUUAUGCCUCUAGCUGGCUCUUUUGGCUGACUCCAUAUAAGGGAUGCGGAAAAUUUAUGCGGAUGAUUUAGGUGCUGACACUACAGUCAGGCAAAGCCUGAGCACUCACGCUGUUGAUUGAAGUCAGGAUGAACCGUGACAAACAUCAGUGUUUUCUUUAAAAAAGUUUCACUGACAAAGUCAGAUCUUUUGUCUCAUUUCCGCGCUUUAAAAGCCACACACAGCGACAAAACCACUCACCAUCUCUCUCUCACACACACAGCAUCACCAGCAAACACAACCAGCAGCUAAAUAAUAAAUAUUCUGUGUCAAAUAGAGGUCUGCAAGUCUGUUCUUGCCUUUUUCCUGCUCCCCUACGUUGUUCAUUCUAGCAAGGGGAUCCAUCUGACCAGUCAGGAGCAGCUGGUCUGCCAUAAUGUCCCUCUGUACACUAAAUUAGAAAUAACACAAUUCAGCAAAAGUUGGUGCAACCUCCAAGUGGGUCAUGUGACUCAGAAGUAUCUAAGACUCUCACAGUGUACAGCUGGGUUAAACUGUUAGUCACACCCCUUGGUUGCUGGUACCAAAAUUAGAAGUUUGUUAAACUAUUUUUAACACUUCAGGCCGACAAUCCCAGACAAAUGCUCCAUCUGAUUGUAAUACAGCUGACGGCCACUAGUGGCCACUGUAGCUGUUUCUGAUAAGUACAGCGUUGCUGCCACUGUUCUCAUUAACCCGAUGUAAACAACUGUGAACUGAUAGUGCCAAAAGUAUUGCAUAGUAACGGCAUGUUUUAGUUCUAUUUUGGUCUAAGAAAGUCAUUUUAGAUUUACAUUAAAGUGAAGCAAUGAAUGACAAUAUUAAAACAGGAAUGUGGACAUAAACUGCUAAAGGGAAUAAAGGGUUGGAGGUGCUCCAAUGUCACAAUCUUGAGAAUUGUAUAUAAAAUGUGUAUUCUUGACUUCAGACUAGUCCACUGGUUCCCAAACAAAGUCUGUGCACCCCUUGGGGAGAUGCCAAGAUGUCAGGGCCUGUCUGCCCUGAGGAUGUCAACAUUAGACGUUGAAAUAUUUCUAAUCAUGAUUAGAAACAACAAAUAAGUAAAAAUAUAUUUCUUUUUAAGAUUAUAAGAUGUGUUUUUAAAAAGGACCAAACUCAGAGUUUCCAUGUUUAACCCUCUCAUCCCUAGGCCCCAUAUCUGGGGCUAGCUCUCUUCUGAUGAAAACCUUUAAAAGGCAGUCUCAAAAUCCAUGGACGGAGUCUUGUCACACACAGUUUAAAGCCCACAGAUCACAGCAAACUAGCAAAUACAACAUUUUCACCUAAACAAAACAGCUCAGACCACAACCAGUAGAAUGAAAAGAUGUAAAAACAUAAAGUUCCUCUAAACACAGUACUUUACUGCAAACAAGGCACCCUCAAUACUUUUCAGUAUUUCAUGCCAGUGAUACUGAAGAAAUUUACUCUAAAAAAUUUUAGAAAGAAAAAAAUCAGUUAUGUGAUUUUCCCUCUUUAUUUACUAAGUCCCAGUAACUUCUACGGGGAUUUUACACGUCUGUUGAUAUCUGUAAAGACUUAUCUCUACAUUAAUGCCAAGCCUUUUCAUGUAGACUUUGUAGUUGCAGAGAAAUACUCAGUUGUAUUUGGGACUGGCAUUUUAAAGCUUGAACACUGAAAAAGGGGCUAGGAAUGACAGGGUUAAAAGGUCACAUAUUUAGACUUUAUAAACACAAAAAUUUCAAAGUAGAACAUUUACAGAAAACCAAACUGAAAACAGUGGUUGGAUAGCCUGAUAGAUCGUCUCUUCUAAGUCCAGAUGGUAAUGAUAGUGUGAUGAUUCUGUGCUAAAAUAAAAAAAUAUCUUCUUAUUGAUCUGCUCCAUUAAAAAGUAUCAGUUGAUCAGGCUUCAACUGCAGUACUUUUGCAAGAAAAAACAGCUUCGUCUGAUUUUCUCCUGCAUAGUCGACAAUUUUUCACUGUAUAGUCUUUGAAAUUCUAAGUUGUGGUUCACAUAAAUGUAUGACUUUUUAAGUAAAAAUGUUGAGGUUUUUUUUUUUCAGGACUUUAUCAGCUUUUGAAAAACAUCAUCUUUUCUUUUUAGUUUUAAGAAUAGUGCUAAUAAACCUUCGUAAUGACGUAAUGAUGGGAAGUUUACAUACUGUAGAGGAUUUUUUUGUUUGUUUGUUUUUUGAUAUGAUUAGGGGCCUAAAGAAAAAUUGGUUGGGACGCACAGGACUAGUCUACACAAUAAUAACAACAAUUGUAUUUAAUUGGAUGUGAAAUUAUUCUAUAAUCCUACAUCAGGUAGAUUUGUGGCUCAAUCUUAAAUGUCUGAUUGCCAGUUGCACAUUGAUCCAGAUAUCUGUUUAUAGAGACCAAUAAAUCAUUGUUAGAUAGCAUUAAUAGGGCAGAUAAUGUCUUGUUUUUGUUGCCCAAACAGGCUAUUUCUCCUGCAUAAACCAGUCUAGUAUAGCUCAAAGGAAGACCAGAACACUUCUAAUGCUGUAAAUCCAGACCCUUGCACUGAUUUCUCGUAGAACCAGUAAAUAUGUGAUCAGUAAUCCUCUGCUAAGUGAAAGAGAUGAUGAUUUGAUGGUCCUCUCUGGUGUGAUCAGGCCUCCUGUUUAAAAUCUCUCCUUUUCUUUUUGCACUUUCUGAAGAGUGAAUCCGAUCUGGUUCUGUCACAUCGAGUCAGCGCAUUUUUAAUUUACAUUAUAAUUUUUUACAAUACUGAACUGCUGUGUAUAUUUUUGUACUUUAUUGUAUUUUACCAUUUUUGUUAUUAAUUUAUUCUGUUAUUUAUAUGAAAGCUGUAGAGAAUGUUUCUUAAUGUCCAGAUUAUUUAAGGAUAUUUUUGUCAUGUUUAAGUUAUUUCAUGAUGUGUGUGAGUUCUUUCUGUCCUGGCUUUUUUGACGAGAGAAACUUUGUAAAAUACGUUUGGAAAAAUGAUUUUACCGUAAUUUAAGAAUGUAGACGUAGCCUCUGUGAGAGGAACAAACCCCUUUGUUGAUAAUGUCCCCUCUGUGUGUAUGAAGACUCAGAUCUCAGCAGACACUCUUUCUGUAAAUAAGCCGAGUUUACUGACACGCUUAUUUAAAAAACCGAGGGGAUUCCUACUCUUAGCUUUGACCUCGUACGCUUGUUUGCAUGUUCAGCAUUCGUCUUUUCUUUGCAUGUCGUCGUUGGAAUUGUUCUCCCGUUCCCUUUUUCUCUCCACUUAUUUAUGUAUUUCAGUUCUUUGUGUGCAUUUCUUUUAAUUUGCCUUUUUAUUUUGAUUUCCUUUCAUUUCUUUCGCCGUCCUCUGGCCCUCUUCCUCCUUUUUGAUUACUGCGUUCACACGCAGUAACCGUGCAAUGCAUCCUCCUUACUCGUUCUCUCAAAGAGGGAGCUCUCCGACGGCCGGCUCGCUCGCCAGCUGGGCAUCCAGUUUGGUCGUCAGAGAGAAAAAUUAAAGCAAUACCUUUCAUUGUUCGCUUUCCUCUUUUUCUACUGGGGGAAUCCAGAGCACACAGAAUGGACUCGGAGCACGGAGCGCUACUACUGAGCAGGAUAAC
Molecule: messenger RNA, 9694 nt
Organism: Cheilinus undulatus (humphead wrasse)
Lineage: Eukaryota; Metazoa; Chordata; Actinopteri; Labriformes; Labridae
Product: serine/threonine-protein kinase BRSK2-like
Exons: 19
Coding region: 1-2277 (758 amino acids)
Biological process (GO): protein phosphorylation; microtubule cytoskeleton organization; intracellular signal transduction
Cellular component (GO): cytoplasm
Molecular function (GO): ATP binding; protein serine/threonine kinase activity; tau-protein kinase activity
Source: RefSeq, a predicted model, not a curated record